Adineta steineri is the source of this 432-nucleotide messenger RNA. Lineage: Eukaryota; Metazoa; Rotifera; Eurotatoria; Adinetida; Adinetidae. The record is from the annotation of a GenBank genome assembly.
AUGGGAAUAUUAAAAGGCAAAGAAGCUGCUUUAUCACAUAUUGAUCAAUCUAAAACGGCAUUUUUAGCAACAAUGUCCGAAGUUGAACAAGGUGCUUCAACUCAUACAAUGCCACCACGAGAUCAUUAUAUUAUUAAAUUUAAACGUGAAACAAUUAAAAAUUUAAAAGGUCGAGUUUAUGAAACAAUGAAACAAUAUGCUUAUGAACAAUUAGGUGAAAGUAUACCUGCAUUUGUUGGUGGAAAAGAAGCUGAAGAUGGUAAAGUUGGUAUUUUUAAUCCAACAACUCCACCAGUUCCAACUGUUGGUACACAAUAUGUUGCUUGUAUUUAUGAAGAUCUUAAAGUUGUAGAUUGUCUUAUUGAAAUUGAUUGGAGUGAAGUUGAUGAAUUAGUUAAACAAGCAACUGCAAGACGUAAAUCAAUCGUUUAA